Anopheles merus is the source of this 1301-nucleotide messenger RNA. Its product is annotated as pro-corazonin. NCBI's taxonomy places the organism in Eukaryota, Metazoa, Arthropoda, Insecta, Diptera, Culicidae. The transcript is spliced from 2 exons. The coding region runs from base 243 to 758 and encodes 171 amino acids. Gene Ontology annotation, molecular function: corazonin receptor binding. Gene Ontology annotation, biological process: positive regulation of heart contraction. The record is from RefSeq and is a predicted model, not a curated record.
UUGGACAUGGUCUAGGCAACAGUUUCCAAUCCGGUUUAGACUAGUGACGGUCGAUUGGGGAAUCUUGUUGCAAAGUGACGCAGUUCAAUUGAUACUCAGUGGCUUUUGGUACAGUUCAAUUAGAAGGUGGACAACGUGCUGGAAUUGUAAUACGGUGAAACAUAAGUGAGUGGUUCUGUGAAGUUGAAAACGGCCAAGCAAAGGUUAAUUAUUACCCUGCAACUCUCCAGAUCUCGUCCAGCAUGUUACAUACACGCACGAUUGCUCUGCUGCUGGUGGGGCUAGUGGUGCUAGUGAAUGCCCAAACGUUUCAGUACUCCCGUGGAUGGACAAAUGGAAAGCGUUCGCCGUCGUCUUCAUCAUCGUCUUCACCAUCAUCCUCGGCUGCAAUGGAACCUUUAACUGCGAAUCAGCUGCUGGCCUCUGCUCUGUCUCCUGGGGGAUUAAACUCUUUAAAACCUAGUGAAAAAGCGCUCCUACGACGCUUUUUGCGGAACCCGUGCGAUCUUCGUGUGGCCAGCUUAUUGGCCGCUGCCCACCCAACCAAAGAGCUGUUUCCACUGGCCGGCAACAGCUUUGACAGUGCGGAAUCAGCCGGAGCAGCAUUCGUGCUGCCACCUUUCCUAAUGGAUCUCGACGAGAGCAACGGUGGCAUAGGUGGCAGCAAUUUGGCCAACAGUCGCUCGAUGGAGGAUGAGCUGCGCUUCAAGCGCGGUACGGCCUCCGGUUUCAGUGAUCAUCGUCAGAAAAUUGCUUAAAACAGUCCCCGCUAUAUCCGUUUUCACAUGCCCGUCAUCACAUGCCGCCAGACAUCAGAGUCAGUCAGUCAGUCACGUCGGGGAGGUCCGAGGAAGAGCGUAAAUCAGCGGAUACAGGUGCUACGCUUCAGGAUGGUGUCCACGUGGCGGUAAUUGUUCGCGAGACGCAUCCUUCAAGAGCUUCAGCAGGGGCAGAAGCAGCACCAGCAGCCGCACGUCAAGAGCAAGAAACGAUGAUUUAAUAAUGAUUCGCGUCGAAGGCAGGAAAAAAGGAAGAAACGAUUAUCCAUUUGUUGAAGUUUGACACGAUGUCCCAUUGAACACUCUACGGGGACAUGGUGUUUUCCGUUGUGGCGAUGGACAUAGUCACCGUAGUUAGUUAUACAACCCGCCAUUACCGAUCCUCAACUUGUUUAGGGGGGAGCUGCUUAUAUUUCUGCCCAGCGGAAAUUGCCCACCCUGGGAGCCUGUGUGUGGACUGUGCGAAAUAGUGUAUUAUAUUAACAGAUAAAGAUAAGGCGUUCUUGUCACGUUGAAGCAACA